AUGGAUCAUUACUACUCCAAAGAUUUCACCGACGCGAGAGACGUCUGGGGUCACAAGUUUAACUGGACUUGCAAUCAUCAAACUGGGCCAGAAAUUAACCAUCUGUUGUAUUCAUACGACAAGCUAGCUACAGAUGCCUUGGAUCGGUUGGACUACUUCUCUCCGCCUAGUUCCAAAGGGUGGAAGUGUCCCCAUGGCUCAGGCCCAGGACAAAGAGACCUUUAUGAGCUUUUGAGGAAACAUGCCAAUUCAGAUCAAGUCUUGGGUCAGCUAUGGAGAGAAACCUCUACAGUUCCUGAAUGGGUUGACUGGGAGCAGAUCGAGCGGGGACAGCAGGUGGUGUAUCAGUUUAGCGGCCAGAUUCUCUUUGGGCUCUUGUAUCAGUCACUUUUGGGCGGAAUGGGCGCAUACCGAGUCGUCGAGACUCUUUCUCGAACAGGAGGUUUCGGUGUCAACGUCACUAGACGCCGCCUCUUGGAAACUCUGCAGCAUUUUAUGGAAGUUGUCGAAGACAUUGACUCAAUAAAACCUGGUGGCAAGGGGUACAUAUCCUCAGUGCGAGUGAGGCUCUUGCACGCCUCAGUCAGAAGACGACUUAUGCAACUCGAACAACGAAAUCCAGGAUACUUUGAUAUGGAGAAGUGGGGAGUGCCCAUCAACGACUUACACACGAUCGGCACUAUUGCAGUGUACUCUGUGGCCAUUGUUUUCGUUGCUCUUCCUCGACAAGGAAUCUAUCUGAGCAGCCAGCAAACUGCUGAUUACAUCGCUUUAUGGCGAUAUGUCGGAUAUCUUCUAGGAACACCGACGGACUGGAUGGCCACACCAGAACGAGCCAAGGUUCUAUGGGAGUCCAUCUCAGUAUCUGAAGUGGCCCCGUCAGCAAACUCACAGAUUCUCGCAAACAAUAUCCUAACAGCAGAAGCUCGAGCUCCACCACUGAAUCUGCCCCGAGAGGUUCUUGCAGCCCACGCGUAUAAGCUUAAUGGGGAUCAGCUGGCUGGCGCACUUGGAAUUGAAAAGCCAGGCUGGCGCUUCCGUGCUGUUGUGUGGCUCCAGUGUGUUUUCUUCUUCUUCCUGAGUUACAGUUAUCCCUGGCUGCCGACUCGUAUGCAAAAAGAACGAGAACGCAAAUUCAAAUACUUUGCCAACUUUAUGAUUCACAACACAAAAGCGGGCGGCCUGGACAAAUCAAGCAUAUUUGAAUUCCAGUAUCUGCCACGUAUCGGCAUGCUUACAGAGUUGGGCAUAGGUGCGGAACAAGAGGCGAAACUGUCAGGCUCAGAUAAUAACUCAAAAGUCUCAAUCGCCUUAAAGAAGGCAGUGCUUGUAGUUGGGUCAGUUGCUGGGGCCAUGGCGGCGGUGAGCCUCAUUAGAUUCGUAGGCGUAUUGAGUGUACCGCGCCAUCUGUUGUCGGCUGUCUUGGCGCAGCAAAGCCUCGUCUGGGCCGAUUAG
Molecule: messenger RNA, 1455 nt
Organism: Fusarium venenatum
Lineage: Eukaryota; Fungi; Ascomycota; Sordariomycetes; Hypocreales; Nectriaceae
Source: RefSeq, a predicted model, not a curated record